AUGCCGGUCCUCCGCUCCCCGUUCGCCGGGGGCGACCUCCCCUCCGGCGACGCCGACCCCGACUACCUCUAUUUCCUCGAGCACAUCCGCCUCGACGGCGACUCCUACACCCUCGAGCUCCCGGCCAACGGCGACUCCCCGGCCUCGCUCCUCAAGUACGAGGCCCCGCUCGUCAGCUCCUCCGACGGCGAGUGCGUCUCCGAUCCCUCCCCGGGCCGCCUCAGCAGCAACCGCCGCGCAGUGGAGGAGAGGGAAUCGUCCGAGUCGGCGUCAUUGGAGACGGCUCCCGCGUGGUACGAUUCCCUCGAUGACGUCGACGAGGACUACCGCCUCUUCCUGCGGCACACGAGCCUUGUGGAUGGCCAGUUGGUCCUCGAGAUCGGGGGCGUCGUCGUCAACUACGAUGAGCCGGUUGCGGCGGGGUCUCGGGGGGAGAAGGGUACGCAGCGGGCGGAAGAGGCGGCCUUUGCUUCACCGGGGGAAGGGGUCGGUGUUGCAGCGGGGAGCGAUGAGGUUGCCUCCGGUGCUCCGGCGACAGUUGUUCCGGAACAGAACGCGUCCGAUUGGCGUGCGGAUCCAUCGCCACGGCGUGAGGUGAACGAUGGCGGAGAUGAGGGGCUGUCGGAUGCAAACACGCUGAAGGGCGCGUAUCGGGAGGCGAGCUCAAGCGAUGGCCGUCGUGCAGGACACCCUACUAAUUCGAGGGGGAAAGUAGAAAAGGAAGGUAUUAUAUGGCCUACACAUAUCACACGAAGGCCAGAUUCAGAUUUCAAGCGAAGGUUGAUCAAGGCUCUUGCAAAGCCAGUUGCUCCGAAGGAGUAUUAUAGAUUGUUUGAGACAGUUACUAUCCGUACUCCGUUAAUGAAGCUGCGGCAGGUCCGUAAUGAAACAAAAUCAUAUCCUGCGGAAGAGAUGGGCAAAUCAUAUUUGGAGCAUUACCCUGAUCUGGCCGACCAAAUUAUGAAAAGUGGUAGUCUCUAUGGUCUAGCUCUGAUGCGGGGGUUUCUCUUCUGGUUGCAGGCUGUUGCAUACCUAAGCAGCAAUGUGAAUCUGCUAACUUUGAGCUUCAUUCUUCUGCAGAACAAUGUACAUGAAGAUCAGUUCAAGCCAUGGGUAGAUGAUUCUAAAGAACAGGAGGUUAUUUGUUUGGUGGACUGA
Miscanthus lutarioriparius is the source of this 1158-nucleotide messenger RNA. Lineage: Eukaryota; Viridiplantae; Streptophyta; Magnoliopsida; Poales; Poaceae. The record is from the annotation of a GenBank genome assembly.